This is a messenger RNA of Camponotus floridanus (Florida carpenter ant), 1848 nucleotides long. RefSeq names its product diacylglycerol kinase epsilon (gene Dgkepsilon). Gene Ontology annotation, molecular function: ATP-dependent diacylglycerol kinase activity. Lineage: Eukaryota; Metazoa; Arthropoda; Insecta; Hymenoptera; Formicidae. The record is from RefSeq and is a predicted model, not a curated record. The transcript is spliced from 11 exons. Bases 208 to 1794 code for a protein of 528 amino acids.
CAGCAAUCUUUGUAGAAGCAACUGUAAACAGCUGUAAGUGACAGGUUAAACGAUACCAAAUAAUAUACAUACGGUAUAGAUGUAUAAUACAUAAAUAUACAUGUAUAAUAUGUACAAAUGACUUGAAGAAAGUAGCUGUCAUAUAAAAACGUCAUAAAUUUUUGGAAUACCAUUUAUAAAAUACCAUUUGUAAAUUAUCUUGACAUUAUGUGGAGCGAAGACUUGAAUAUUAAAAUUAUAUCUACAUUGUCUACCAUCAUUUUCUGUGUAUUCACGAUUAAUUUCUUCCGAUAUCUAAUAAGUAAUUCUCACAUUCAAAUUAGAGAUGUUACAAAGGAACAUAAUUGGAGGCCAAUUAAGGGAACAAUCAAGGCAUAUUACUGUAGUAUAUGCGAAGUUCUAUUAUUGAAUCUUGAUGGCCUUUUUUGCGAUUCUUGCGGUGUGUGUGCGGAUCGAGGCUGCAUAAAGCUUGCCGAUAAAGAGCUAAAAUGCAAAGCGAUAACUUUUAAUAAUGAUCAACCGAUGAAGCAUCAUUGGGUCAAAGGUAAUUUACCACUUAUUGCCACGUGCUAUAUCUGUGAAGAAGAAUGUGAUAUAGAGCCCGGCCUCACGGACUGGUGGUGUUGUUGGUGUCAGAGAUGUGUUCACGAAGCAUGUAAAUCUGCUCUCUCUGAAAUAUGUGAUUUCGGAAAGUUCAAAUUAAUGAUUAUUCCGCCAGGAAGUUUAGAAGUGAUAAAUCGACGUAGCACAAUGAGACGCAGGUUACAUCUUCGUUCUAUUAUACGACCGAAUUGGCUUGAUUGGAAUCCCAUCAUUGUUGUUGGAAAUAGAAAAGCUGGGAAUAAUGAUGGUGAUCAAAUUUUAUCUCUGUUUAGAAGACUAUUAAACCCCGCGCAGAUCACGGAUUUAGCUGAGCGUGAUCCAGUCGCUGCUCUAGAAUGGUGUCGUUUAUUAGGAAAAACUCCAUCUAUCAUACUUGUAGCUGGCGGAGAUGGGACUAUCGCUUGGCUAUUGAAUACUAUUAAUAAACUUCAGUUGCAGUCUAUUCCAUCUGUAGCAAUAAUUCCCCUGGGAACAGGCAACGAUUUAUCUAGAGUAUUAGGAUGGGGAAAGGAACACGAUUCGCACUUGGAUCCCAUAGAGAUCCUGAGGCAGGUACAAACAGCAGAAAAAGUGAUGCUUGAUAGGUGGUCCGUGAUAAUAAAGCCAUAUGGUGGACUAGGAUUCAGAGGAUCAUAUCAAACCUUAUUUAUGUACAAUUACAUAAGCGUGGGUGUCGACGCACAAGUUACUUUGAAUUUUCAUCGGACAAGAGAGAGUAGAUUUUAUCUCUUCAGUCAUAGGAUAUUUAACAAAAUGUUGUAUUUAUGUUUCGGCACACAACAAGUCGUGGGAAGAGAAUGCAAAGAUCUCGAUAAAAAUUUGGAGGUCUAUUUGGACGGUAAGAGGGCAGAAUUGCCCUCUAUUGAAAGCAUAGUGAUACUUAACAUUCCAUCUUGGGCGGCUGGUGUCGAUCUAUGGAAAAUGGGAGAAGAAGACAACAAAGAUUUAGGAGUACAAAGUAUUAAUGAUGGCAAACUGGAAGUAGUGGCUCUUUAUUCUUCAUUCCAAAUGGCUCAGCUGCAAAUAGGACUCUCGACACCGUAUAGAAUUGGUCAAGCUAGAACGGUGAAGAUAAAAUUAUUGCGAUCAUGCGCUAUGCAAGUGGAUGGUGAGCCUUGGUACCAACUUCCUUGCGAGUUCAACAUAACAUACUGUAAUCAAGCAGCUAUGUUGAUGAACAAUAAUUUUUGAGUACGCGUGAUUAUAUCAAUGUGCACAAAACCAUUAUAUAUUUACUUAUAUAUU